Trametes versicolor FP-101664 SS1 is the source of this 906-nucleotide messenger RNA. RefSeq names its product CRAL/TRIO domain-containing protein. Gene Ontology annotation, molecular function: phosphatidylinositol transfer activity. The transcript has 8 exons. The record is from RefSeq and is a predicted model, not a curated record. The coding region runs from base 1 to 906 and encodes 301 amino acids. NCBI's taxonomy places the organism in Eukaryota, Fungi, Basidiomycota, Agaricomycetes, Polyporales, Polyporaceae.
AUGGCGAAAACCCACCAGGUGCUAACGACACCUCCCCAGGGCACCAUCGUGCCUGAGCACUCGUACAACGACGAUCAGAAGGCGCAGAUACAGGCUUUGCGAGAGUAUGCGGAAACCGCGCUACUGCCAGAGUCGGACUCCUAUCGCCCAUGGGAGCUGCGAUGGCUGGACAAGCCGGACACCAUGGUGCGCUACAUGCGCGCGGCAAAAUGGAAUCUGGAGGACGCGAAGCGGCGGCUGAAGGACACCAUGGAAUGGCGACGCGAUUUCAAGCCCGAUUUGAUUGCUCCUGACGAGGUACGCAUCGAGAGCGAAACUGGAAAGAUCAUCCUCAACGGUUUCGAUAUUGAUGGCCGGCCGAUCAUAUACAUGCGCCCUGGCCGGGAGAACACCGAGACGAGCCCCCGACAACUCCGGCAUUUAGUGUGGUGUUUGGAACGGGCAAAGGACCUCAUGCCACCAGGUCAAGAGUCUGUGACGAUUAUUAUAGAUUAUAAGAGUACCACUCUCAGGACUAGCCCUUCUGUUUCCAUUGGACGCAAAGUACUGAAUAUCCUGCAAAACCACUACGUCGAGACCCUUGGCAGAGGCCUUAUUAUCAACCUUCCAUUUCUUCUGAACUUUUUCUUCAAGGGUAUCACUCCGUUCCUGGACCCUAUAACACGGGACAAAAUGCGGUUCAAUCCUGACCUUUCGGAGCUUGUUUCGAAGGAACAGCUCGACGCAGACUUCGGCGGUGACUUCGAGUACGAGUUCGAGCCCACCAGCUAUUGGGAGCAAAUUGUUACGGCUUGCAAAAUUGCACCAGAUGGAACGCGAGUUGCAGACGCACCUCCUUCUCAGCCUGACGCCUCUGUCAUUUCGCCCCCGAUUGAGACUCUCGCCGAAGUAGAUGCUAUCGCGUAA